Plenodomus lingam JN3 is the source of this 2400-nucleotide messenger RNA. RefSeq lists its product as uncharacterized. Lineage: Eukaryota; Fungi; Ascomycota; Dothideomycetes; Pleosporales; Leptosphaeriaceae. Gene Ontology annotation, biological process: N-terminal peptidyl-methionine acetylation. Gene Ontology annotation, cellular component: NatC complex. The record is from RefSeq and is a predicted model, not a curated record.
AUGGCAGAUGCAGCAGAUGCGUCUCUAGGCCACAAAAGCACAGCCCUCGCCCAGGACACUAUUCCAAAGUUUAAUUAUCCCAGUUCCGCACACGCGCAAGACUCCGCACUUGCUGCGACGAAGGGGACUACAUCGACUGCCACUCUCCCCUUGAGACAAUCGCGAUCAUGGCCGCAUGGGAGUGUGCAGCCCAAGAUUCAUGAUGUGACUGAGAAGUUUACCCGGGCUUGUAAUGCCCUCGAAGUCGGGCAGCUUGUCAAAGAUGAGUACUUUACGCUCUUCGAGUCCAUUGGGGCUAUUGAGAUCAUGGACUCAAAAAUGGACAGCGGCUUCCUCGAACCUGGGGAGACGCUCGAAGACAACUACGAUACUUUAGGACCCCUACUCCCAGAAGAACUCAUCGGCAUCAUGGACCAACUUCUCUGCCACGAAAUGGCGUGGCACUCGGGCUACCCCCUGUCCCAAACCCUCUUCACUUCAGUGUACAUCGAUAAGCUCCUCUGGCCAGAAGUCAAAGUGCUAGAGCAGGCGCAGUUUUAUCGUGGGGACAUUGCCAACGCCAAACGCCCUGGACCAUUUCUCGAGAUACUGAGAGCGUAUUGCUUGGCCGUGAUCAAGGGGUGUGACUUUGUGAUUGCGAAGAUUACGAGUAGGGAUUACUUUGAAGAGGAGGACUUUUGUACGCAGACGUAUAAUCGCGUCUUGUUUGUGAGCAUGCCAAUGGAUGUGUUUUUGAGGGAGUUGGAUGCUGCUAUGGAGGUCAUACAAGACACCGACCUACAAAUUGACGACAGUCUCAGAGCAGCCAUAUUAUCUCGCCUAGAGUUCAGGCAGUUCUUCCUCCGCGCUCUCGAUAUCGAUCUAUCACUCAGCCAAAUUCCCUAUUCCUGGCCUCCCGUCCUCGAAAGCCUUCAUGCCAUCAACGCUUCACAUUCACUUGGCAAACCCGUCGCCAGAGCAUUCAGUUCGAAAUUGCAAAGACGUCUGGCAUCCACUGUUCCACCACGUCCCAUUGUCGAGCUUUCUUUUGCUGACGCAUUAAAGCAACUGCAUAACAUGAUUUCCGACUGCACAGAGGCCACCCGCUUCGCUGACCUCCCUCAAGACCCACUGGAAUAUCAAUCCUUUCUCUGGUACUUUGCUUCUCGCAACCCGCCGCCACUGGCCUAUGCUAGAUCCUACCUGGCAGCCCUCCUCUUUCAUCCCGAUGUUCUUCAAUCUUCUGUGUCGCUCCCCCUAGCUGACGUGAAAUCACUCGUCCUCCCCGCUUCCCCUAUCCUCGACCCAGCAAACUGGGCUCUCUCACCUCCCCGCAAUCCAAACCUGGCAAAGCCCCCACGCCUCCAGUUUGCUAUGCUCAUUGACGAAUUUGUCGAGCGGGCAGGCAACGCCUACCUCGAUCUAUGGGUCUGCCUAGGACAGAAUCGCUGCCGACUGCGUCGCAUGCUCACCCACGUCAUCGUAGGCUGGGAUCUCCUUCAAGCCGACGCCUCGCUCAUCGACACUGACAUUGCGCGCGCCGCCGAAAUCCUGCGCAUAGGAGACGAGAUUAUGGACUUCAGUCUGAGCACGUGGGUCUACGCGCGCAAACUGUGGAUGAUUGAGCGUGUCAUCCACAUGGGCUUCGAGCAGGACAUAUACCUCCCCGACGAAUUCGGCGGCAUGUAUCUCUUCCUCUCGCUCAUUGCCACCCGGCGUAAAGAACUCCUCACACGCAUCGACUCCUUCCUGCACACCCGCCGGCUCCACCUCACCUCCACACAACGCUUCCGCGAUGCCCAGGACCUAGACCACAGCAUGCAGCAUCUCCAGAGCCUCCUCGCCGAAGCGGAAGCAACGUCCUGCCUCGCCCUCGCCCUCGCCCACUUCUACACUGCGCUGCUGUAUCUCGGCCUCCUCCCCCUCCCCCAUCGCCCCUUCAGCACAGAACAGCUCCGGUACGAACUCCGCAUGAAACCCUUUCUCGCCCUCCAACCGCCCGAAGCCCCGCCCUUUGCCGAGUUCAAAACUCACACUCAGCCCCAUGGCCCGUUUAAGGCGCCCGAUCCUCGCUUUGCUGUCCUCGUGGCGGAUCCGCAGAGUAGCCUCUGGAACGAGAUGGAGAUGCCGUUGCGGCGGGCAAAAGAGGCGUGGGCAGAGGUUAGGAGGAUUGGGGCCGGCGCGGCAAGGGCGCGCGGCGUGCAGGCUGCGUGGGGAAGCGCGAUUCAAAGUACGUUGGCGAGUUGUGUGGCGUUGGGAAUUGCGAUUGCGGGGGUGAAGAAGGCGGUUGCGAGGCGAGGGAGAGGGGAAAAUGAGGACCCCAGGGCGUUGGCCAAGGGGCUUCAGGUAGAGGUUCCCGAGGCGGGGAGCGGGAAGAGGUAUGCGGAGGGGUGGGUCGUGGUCAAGAUUGCCAAGAUAUAA